Messenger RNA from Trichophyton rubrum CBS 118892, 531 nucleotides. RefSeq lists its product as uncharacterized. Gene Ontology annotation, molecular function: phosphatidylinositol-4-phosphate binding. Gene Ontology annotation, cellular component: Golgi cisterna; trans-Golgi network; cytosol. The record is from RefSeq and is a predicted model, not a curated record. The transcript has 2 exons. Gene Ontology annotation, biological process: Golgi to plasma membrane protein transport; retrograde vesicle-mediated transport, Golgi to endoplasmic reticulum; Golgi organization. Lineage: Eukaryota; Fungi; Ascomycota; Eurotiomycetes; Onygenales; Arthrodermataceae. Bases 1 to 531 code for a protein of 176 amino acids.
AUGAAAAUUGGCUAUCAGCUGAAGCAAGUACGAGAACGGCUCGCCAAAGGUCUAGUCGACAAAGGUGUCCUCCGAACCGAAAAACGCAAUUUCCUGCUCUUUGAUAUGGCCACACAUCCGGUCGCGGACGGCGGCGCAAAGGAAGAAUUACACAAGAGAGUCCGCAACAUCUGCAGCAGCCGCACUGUCAUGCUACCCCCGAACCAGUUUCUUCCAGAAGAUAUUGAAUUCAGGUAUCUGCGAACUAUCGCAUUGGUGUGCGCUGCGUAUGCGGCGAAUGUGCUGGAAAAUGCGCUUGUAACCAUGGGGCAUGAGGCUAGGGAGCGAGCUUUUGCACAGGUCGAUGAGCUGUUAGCUGAAUAUUCACAGUGGCCAUUUGUGUCGAAUAAGGGCGCUGGCGCACAUGUUAUCGGAGCUAAUCUACCGCAAGCCGUGGCAGAAGAGGUUGAAAAGGCCAAGGACAAGGAACUCCAGCUCGAGGUUGUGGCUGCAUGUUUAGGAGUAUUCACUCGCCUUGACUCCUUGCUUUAA